AUGCCACGCUACCAUCGGCUCAAGCAUUUGCACUACAUGUGGCAGCGUUGGGCCAAGUUCAUCCAGGGCCGACAGCUCUUCGAGUCGCCGGGGCUCGCGGCGACCAUGCGGCGGCGGCGGGUGCUUGUCUCCAAGUUUGAGCAGCAUUUGCUCCAGGAAGACUUUAUGAUGCUCCCGACGGUCCUCGACCAAAAGCUCGCGUUCAACUCGUUCCGCGCUGUCUUUAUGCGCUGGGUCGAGUGGACGCAGCUCCACAUUGGGUUCACGUCUCUUUUGUCGAAUUUCCGCAAGCGGAUGGACGCUCGGCGCCUCGGCCACGUCUUUCUCUCGUGGAAGCACCACUUGCGCCAAACGUACGUCGUCUUGCGAGCGUCGUGGCGCGAAGCGCGGUACGCGGCCGACGUCGAGCGGCUUCGCUCGUCGCUCUGGGCGCUUCGAAAGCACCUCGUGUCGUGGCGCGUGCGCAAGGUGCUCCGCGCGUGCGACCACAUUCUCAAAGUCAGCGUGUGCAGCAAUCCGACGCUCAAAAAUCUAUUUGCCGCGCACACGAAGGAGGUGCUGCGCCGCCUGGCGCUCGAGAAUCGCCUCAUGUUUGUCGCGUACAACGAGCGCAAGCUGCACCAUUACGAGGAGCGCACGACACUUAUGUAUGGCGGCACCAAAGGCAUCAAGUUUGAGUACGACAGCGCGAUUUCGUUUGGCCACAUUCGCCAAGUCAUCGUGGUCUGCGGCAAGAGCAUCGAUGGGCUCUCGACUGUCGUCAAGUCGUUUUCCGAGACCGUGGAGGGCCGCCUGUAUGGCAACCCGUUCGGCACGCGAUCGGUGUUCCAGCUCGCGCCGCACGAGCUCCUCGUCAAGGUCGAAGGGUUCGCGUCGCAGUCGACACUGCUGGGCCUCCGCCUUGGCACGAGCUACGAUCGGUGCUCGAAGUGGUAUGGCCGCGCCGACAUCGGCGUCUACUUUUGCCUCGAGGCCGCGCCGGACGAAGAGGUCAUUGGCUUCCACGGCUACGCUGCGAAAGACUCGGUGCACGGCAUCGGCGCCGUCUUUCGUCGGACCACCGAGCGCAACAUCUUCGAAGGUCUCUGGGCCCACGCCAAGGUGUCAGCCGACGACGCUAGCAUCAGUCAAUGCGACCGGCAGUUUUCGCAUUUCUUGCAAAUGCGAUCGUGCGACAUUUACGCGGCCAUGGAGCGGGCCCAUCGGCUGGCGCUGCGCAUGUGGCGGUCCGAGUCGACGGACCAGGCGGUGAAUCGCCUGCGCAUCGUCAUGGGCAUUUGCCACUGGUUUUUCAACGCGCUCACGCACGGUCUGGUCAAGCUCAGCGAAAACGAAGACGAAGGGCAUCGCAUUCUUCAGGAAGGCAUCAACAUCCGCGCGACGGGCGAGCGGCUCGUCGCCGAGGGUGAAAAGAUCCUCGAGUCAGUCUCACGCUACCGCGAAGGUCGGAAACAGCAGCUCAACGUUGCCGUGCUCGGCUUCAAGAAGAUCCAGGAGCUGCGCCAAAACAUCGAGCUCGGCGAGGCGACGAUCAAGCGGGGCAAACUUCAAAUCGCCGACGGCAACAGCGUCAUUUUGGCCGGCCGCCAGCUUUUGCCCAAGAUCCCGCUCACCGAUCGCAUGGUCAAGAACGUCCGCGAGCUCUACCGCAUCGUGCUCACAAAAGACUCGAUGGACUCGAUGAGCGACGGCAUUCGAAAGCUGCUCCUCCAAGAUAAGGACCCGGACACGUCGUACAUCGACAUGAAGGACGUGGCCGAGGCGCGCGCCAACGCUGCCUUUGAUAUGGGCCAAGCCCGCGCCGAAGUGGUCUCGACCAACCUCCGCGAGAGGCUCAAGGUCUCUCCUUAACGAGACAACGACAGGA
Saprolegnia parasitica CBS 223.65 is the source of this 1867-nucleotide messenger RNA. RefSeq lists its product as hypothetical. Lineage: Eukaryota; Oomycota; Saprolegniomycetes; Saprolegniales; Saprolegniaceae. The record is from RefSeq and is a predicted model, not a curated record. The transcript is spliced from 8 exons. Bases 1 to 1851 code for a protein of 616 amino acids.